Messenger RNA from Daphnia carinata, 2301 nucleotides. RefSeq names its product pancreatic lipase-related protein 3-like. The record is from RefSeq and is a predicted model, not a curated record. Gene Ontology annotation, molecular function: lipase activity. Lineage: Eukaryota; Metazoa; Arthropoda; Branchiopoda; Diplostraca; Daphniidae. Gene Ontology annotation, biological process: lipid metabolic process. The transcript is spliced from 7 exons. Bases 665 to 1714 code for a protein of 349 amino acids.
GUGCACGGUUGCAUGCCAUUUUGGAACGCUGUGCGUAAGACCGUGACAAGAUGACUUAUGAUUUCGAGAAGGAGGGGAAGCCAGGCUGUUGGAGGAACAUCGAAUUUCAUUAUUAUCUAUUUUUGACAGCUUAAAUUUCUGUUAAUCUGAAUUACGAUGUAACUGUAGGACGUGUAGGCCGUCACGUUUUACUGAUAACGGGUGGUAAUCUUUUUUUAUGAGUUCGAUAAUUUUUUUUUCUCCCUCUUGAUUACGUGCCGUUAAAAACCGGCACGUAAGGUAGGUGCCGAGUGAGUUCUGGUUGGAAGGACGAGGGAAAGAAAGGGAGAGAAGAGCCGCUAGUGUGGAGGCAUGCCCACCUGAGGCCACGGCUACUUUAUAGUUAAUGGUACGGAGAAAAAAGCGGGGCCUUGUCCGUGUUCAGUCUCGUCUGGACAGUGGUCCUCGAUGGCCGUGGAUAAGAACAGCUGAAGAAAAUUAAUAGGAAGAGAGGGAAGCUCACCGGUUCAUCUGGUUGAUGCCCUCCACUCUUUCAUUUACCCGAAAGAUAAGGACGCCUUCUCAUUCUUUUGCAUAUAUGUAUCGGAUUAUUCGACGGCUUUCAGGGGUGUGUGUGUGUGUGUGUGUGCACCUGUGUAUUGGCGCUUCUUCGCUGUCCUUGUGAAUGGUUCUUCUCGGAUUCAUUUGGGCCAUAUGGUCCGGAUUACAAGUAACUUUUUUGGCGAUGCGGGGGCAAGUGAAUCCAGCUACCAACAUCUUUUUCGUACCCGACUCUGACGGAUGGGUCUACUAUCCGGCUGUGAUGGACGACCCGUCAAUGGAUCUCCGACCCUCGCUUACUCGACGCAACAUUCGCUUUUUCCUUUGGACCAGACAAAAUGCACACGUGGCCCGCGAGCUCUUCGUUGGCGAGUCGCGUCUCUUGCGUUUGUCAACCUAUUCGCCCAACAGGUAUACGAAAAUUCUCUUCCACGGAUUUACCAAUGAUGUCGUGUCGGAAUUUGUCAUCCAGACGCGCAACGCUUACCUGUCUGUUGGUGACUACAACGUCAUUGGCGUGGAUUGGAGUGAACUGGCCCGUGCUCCGUUUUACAACUCGGCCGCUACUAACACCCGUGACGUGGGUAAAGCAGCUGCCGCCUUAGUGGAUUUCCUUGUUAACGAAGGAACACCCAUCAGCUACAUUCAUUUGUUAGGAUUCAGUCUUGGAGCUCACGCGGCUGGAUGGGCCGGAGCAAGCGUCAAAGUCGGUACACUGCCGCGAAUCACCGCGUUUGAUCCGGCAUAUCCGGGCUUCGAUGGGCCUAAUGCUCGACGUCGGUUGGCCAAAUCGGACGCCAAAUUUGUCGACGUCAUCCACACAAAUGCUCGUGUCGGCCUAAGCAAUGCGGUCGGCAUUGAGACGCCUUUGGGUCACGCUGAUUUCUAUCCCAACGGUGGCUCCCGGAUGCCUGGAUGUAUUGGUUUCUCUUUUCAAACCAAUAAAUGCAGUCAUGUGCGAUCGAGACAAUAUUUUGUGGAAUCGAUUGUCCAGCCAUACGCUUUCGCUGCAGUACCUUGUUCGUCGUACAAAGAAUUUAUGAAGGGAACUUGCGGCAAUUGUGGCACCAAUUCCACUACGAAAUGCGUUUAUAUGGGUGAAUACCUCACAACCAGUGCUUCCGGGUUGUAUUUUCUAAGGACGCGGUCUUUUCGACCCUACUCACUGGACUAGCCUUACCCAGAAGAGAGACAACCAACGGGUUUUUAACUCCUUUUCUUUUCUCUUCUUUUGUUCCGUUCACACUUUCACACAUCCACGCAUUUGUUAUUCUAGUCAUUGACCACGUUAGCAACUUUUUUUUUUUCUUUCCCUCUUCCUAUUUUUACCUUUUAUAUGCUGCGUCAUCCGAGCAGAAAGCGCUCGAUGGCGUGGCAGAGGACCGUUUGCGAACGCCAGCGUUUUUCGUUCCCUAUUUUUUUUUCUUCUUAUCCUUCGUUUUGCCGUAAGUGAAGUGUGUUCUUUUUCUUUCGAAUCCAUUCAGGGCUCCCGUUUUGCCAUGCCAACGCUCUGCACAUUGACUCCCUUUAUUUUUUAUUAUUAUUUAUUUACAGACCCGUUGGUUUUUUUUUCUAUCAUUUUUUUUUUUAUUUGCUCAUAGUUUCUACCUACUGACGAUAGCAGACGUGUCUUAACGACUAUGCAAUCCACUUGAGCGCGAUAGUUUUUUUGUUGUACGUAUGGUCUUGUCACGAUUUACUUUUCCACUCGUGUUUUUUCAGCCUUAAAAGUGUCCAAAAUAAAAAUGCCAAUUGGGGCCA